Messenger RNA from Schizophyllum commune H4-8, 1107 nucleotides. RefSeq lists its product as uncharacterized. The record is from RefSeq and is a predicted model, not a curated record. The transcript is spliced from 3 exons. The coding region runs from base 232 to 990 and encodes 252 amino acids. NCBI's taxonomy places the organism in Eukaryota, Fungi, Basidiomycota, Agaricomycetes, Agaricales, Schizophyllaceae.
UUGCUCUCAUCGCCAUCCCUGUCGAGCUCGCAUCUCCGUGUUGACCUUCACGGGACUCAAAGUAUCAUAUCACGUACUCGUACCUCUUGACCUCAAGCGGCGUAGUCUUCGGCCGCGUGUGACGCAGGCCCGCCGGCAGUCUAAGCUUCACACGGAUCGCCUUCCAAGUUUACUUGCUUCAUCGAACCCCGAGAAACUCGCAUCUUGAUUUUUCUCUGCGUACUCUCUCACAUGAACACGCUAUCUACGCGCGCUGCAGCCUACGCAGCGAGCAGACGGGCUGUCUUGCCCCGCAUCGCGCAUGACAGUCGACCUUCUUUGGGGCAAAGGCCCUCACUGUAUUUCGCCCCAAUCGGCCCCACUGCGAGAGCGCGUAUACACACUGAGGGAUCGACUCCGUUCAAGGCACGAAGUUUCUUGCAAGCUAUCCUGUAUCGCGCCGAUGGCCAUCAACGUUCAAUAACGGCCGGGACAGUAACAGUAGCGUACCUCCUGCUGCUCAUAUCUGUCCUCAAGGAGAUGUACGAAGCACGAGCCAAACUUCGCAUCGUGCACGGCAUGGUGGACGCCUACAUACGCAAUGCACUCAUCAUCCAUCGGCCUGUCAACGCAUUCGAUAGGGAUGCGCUACUCCAACAAUUUGAGCGCAUACUUGGAUUUUACAGGCCCGUGUCCAGCGUCGAGAAAUUUGAUCGGACAGGAGAAGCCAUCCGCGGGGCAGUCAUGGUCGCCAGGUCAGAUCCCGAGGUGAACGCUCGUCUCGUUGCCGCAAUUCAGACUAUUCUGGUGUUCGCCAUCGAUAUCUAUCGUCAGCAGGACAGGUCCAUCGACCUGCAGACUGUGAAGAGAGAUGUGCUUGCAUCGCUCUUGACAUUGAUGAAGGUCAUAGACCACACACUGUUGCCGGUCCUUGACAAGGCGAGGCAGAAGUCGCUGGUUGACGAUAGCCUCGACACCGAACCUGCGUAUAUUCCUGUUGAUCGUCACUAGAACCCAACCUGGCCAGUGGCUUGCAUUAGCCACCAACCUAUCCAGGGCAUAUACCACUCAGAUAUAUUUUCCUCUGUAUUCCGGGCCGUCUUUGUAUUGAGGAAACUUCUAAACUCG